AUGCUGAAAUACAAAUACUACUUAAAUGUUUUCCCUUUCUUUCAUUUCCCCUUCAUUUCAAAGGUUGAAAAAAAUGAUGACAUUGACCAAAAGAUUGAACAAGAUGGCAUUAAACCAGAAGAUAAAGCUCAUAAGGCAGCCAUCAAAAUUCAGGCUAGCUUCCGUGGACACAUAACAAGGAAAAAGCUCAAGGGAGAGAGGAAGGGAGAUGCCCCAACUACUGAUAUUGAAGGUGGAGAGAAGAAGGAGGAGGUCCUUGCCAAUGGUCUGGCAGAUGGCAAAACUGCUAUUACAGAAAUUGCUCCAACUGAGAAUGCCCUACCUGGAGGUGAAAGCAAAGGAGAAAACACCCCAGCAGAUGAGAAGCAGGCAGAUGGCGUUGUCAACAGUAGCUCAGAGCAACCUGUUCCAAAGGCCGCUACUCCGGCUACUCCAUUGGAAGAAAAGUCUGCUCCUGCUGCCACUGAAAGUGCCACUAAAGCUUCCACUGAUAAUUCACCAUCCUUGAAGGCUGAUGAAGCCCAAGUCAAGGAGGAACCCAAACAAGCCGAUGUGCCUGCCACUGCUGUCUCCCCUAGUGCUGCAGAAGAUGCUACUGCUAAGGCAACAGCACAACCCCAAACAGACACGGCAGUGAGUAGCCAAAAUGAAGAGAAAACAGAUGCUGUAGAAGAAACCAAACCUUCUGAAAGUGCCCUGCAAGAAGAAGCAAAAGAAGAGGAGAGCAAGGCGGACCAAGAAAAUGCCUGAACAUUAAGAAAUGACUUCCUCUUGCCCUUCCCUCCCUCCUUUUUCCUGUAUCUUCCCUCCCUUCCUAGUUUCAAUCUUUUCCCUCUUUCACCUGUAAAUCUGUCUGUCCUCGUCCCUUUCUGACCCUUCCACCUCUAUUCUCUCUGUGUGGCAAACAUUUAAAGAAAAAAAAAAGCAGGAAAAAUCCCAGUCAAACAGUGUGGCUUAAACAUUUUGUUUCUUGGUGUUGUUAUGGCGAGUUUUUUGGUAAUGAUGACUCAAUCAUUUUGGGAAAAUUCUUGCACUGUAUCAGAAUUGUUUGAUCUGCGCGUGUGUGUGUGUUUGUCUGCCCACCACGAGUGCGCUCUUUCUCUUGCCUCCCCUUUUCUCUAUUCCAAGUGUGUGUGCAAUGUUAUGUUCCUCUGAGGAGUCCAAAUCUAUUGAGUGAGUUAAGAGAGGGAAAAAAAAAAAGAACAAACAUUUUUCUUUUCUCCCCAUUUCAAUGUGAUGAUGGAAUGAACUACAGGAGACACAACAAACAAAGCAAAAAACAAAAAACAAAAAAAAAGAGAGAGAAAAGGGAAAAACACAGAAUGAGAAUACAAGCCCAGUUUGUUUAAUAAAAUAAAAUAAAGCAAAUGUGCCAAUUAGCGUAACUUGUGACUCCCAGCUCCUUUUUCAAAUUGACAAAUGAUAA
This is a messenger RNA of Notechis scutatus (mainland tiger snake), 1426 nucleotides long. The record is from RefSeq and is a predicted model, not a curated record. Lineage: Eukaryota; Metazoa; Chordata; Lepidosauria; Squamata; Elapidae.